GAAGGAGACGCAGCAGGGAAGCGCAGCAGCUGGGAGUCUCCUGGUUUCUCACUCCCCCGCUGCUCAUGCCCAGUCCCCCUCCUACCUACCCGGACGUCAUCUCUCCAAACAGGUGUUGGACAUGGAGGAGAUGAUCAUCUGGGAGCAGCAUACCACCACACUGAGCAGGGAUCCUCGAAGAGGCUUUGGGAUCGCCGUUUCGGGAGGCCGUGACCGACCCAGUGGUGCCAACAGUAAUGGAUCAGUGGUGGUAUCAGAUGUGGUGCCAGGAGGACCAGCUGUGGGCAGGCUGCAGACUGGAGACCACAUUGUCAUGGUGAAUGGGGUUUCCAUGGAGAAUGUAUCUUCGACCUUUGCCAUACAGACCCUCAAGGCUUGCGCCAAAUUUGCCAACAUUACCAUAAAAAGACCUCGAAGAGUUCAACUGCCUACCACCAAGACCAGCUAUCCCACUUCAAGCCUAGGCCGCCCCAACCCACAGAACCAGGGGCCACUAUGGGGCCACCAGGACCAGGAAGAAUUGGACCAUAGUCGGGGCUAUGAGGGUGACUCAUCCAGUGAGCGCAGCUCAGGCCACAGUUGGACUGAGCGUUCCCGGAGGCGGAGUCGAGCUGGCAGUCGCAGAGGUCACAGUCGGGAGAGCAAGUUGGAUCGGCCAGAUGGAGCCAAUGGGCUGGCCCUGGUGUCUGGCUUCAAGAGACUUCCCAGGCAUAAUGUGUUGAUGAAGCCAGUGGAGUCAGUGUUGGUAAAGAAGAAAGAAAGCGAGGAGUUCGGCCUGAAGCUCGGCAGUCAGAUCUUCAUCAAGCACAUUACAGACUCAGGCCUAGCCUCCAAGAACAAGGGGCUGAAGGAGGGUGAUCUUGUCCUUAAGAUAAAUGGAGUGUCAAGCCAGAACCUGUCCCUGGACGACACUCGGGAGUUGAUCGAGAGGUCAGAGGGGACACUGACCCUACUGGUGCUCAGGGAUCAUCGGCAGUUCCUGGUGAACAUCCCCCCAGCGGUCAACAGUGACAGUGAGAGUUCAGGCCUGGAUGACAUCUCUGAUAUUGGCUCUGAGCCCUCCCAAGCACCCCCAUCCCACGUGCCCCCACCACCUGUUGGCAAGCGGCGGGUUUCUGUUGCCAGCUGGACAGAGUCACCUCCGGAGGAGUCAGUGGAACCAGGAUCCCCUUGGGAAUCAGGUACUCAGGAGGCCCUGAGAAAAAGCAGCUAUGACAUCUAUCCGGGCUCCACUGGCCAAAGAAAAGAUUAUGGGUAUAGCCCAGACACUCGGGUGGUCUGUUUCACCAAGGGUAGCAGCAUCGGGCUCCGUCUAGCUGGGGGCAACGACGUCGGCAUCUUUGUAUCAGACGUACAGCCAGGGAGCCCAGCAGAUGAACAAGGCAUUCAGGAAGGAGACCAGAUCCUACAGGUGAAUGACCAGUCAUUCCAGGGCCUGACCAGGGAGGAGGCUGUUCAGUACUUGCUGGAGCUGCCCCGAGGAGAGGAACUGGAGCUACUUACUCAGCGAAAGCAUGAUAUCUUUAGGAAAAUGGUCAAGUCAAGAGUGGGUGACUCUUUCUAUAUCCGCACUCACUUUGAGCUGGAGCCAAGUCCACCUAUGGGCCUAGGCUUCACAAGAGGAGAUGUCUUCCAUGUUUUGGACACACUGUACCCUGAGCAGGGUAGGAGUGGCAGCUGGCUGGCGGUUCGUAUGGGCCGGGACCUGACGGAGCAAGAUCGGGGCAUUAUUCCCAACCAAAGCAGGGCUGAGCAGUUGGCAUCACUAGAGGCUGCCCAGCGGGCUGUGGGCUCAGGGCCUUUUUCUUCCUCAGCUACCACAGGGGCCCGAGCUGAGUUCUGGAAGCUUCGGGGCCUGCGGAAAGGUGUCAAGAAGCAUAUGCGCCAAAGCCGAGAGGACUUGUCAGUCCUGACAAAGCAGGGCAACUAUCCACCCUAUGAGAGGGUAGUGCUGAGGGAAGCCAGCUUCAAACGCCCCGUGGUUAUCAUGGGCCCCGUGGCUGACAUUGCCAUGCAAAAGCUAUGUGCUGAGAUGCCUGACCAGUUUGAAGUUGCAGAGAGUGUCACAAGAAGCGAGGGCCCCUCAAAGGUUGUCAAGCUGGACACAGUGCGGACGAUUGCUGAGAAGAACAAGCACACUCUGCUGGAUGUGACGCCCUCCGCCGUGGAACGCCUCAACUAUGUGCAGUACUACCCCAUAGUGGUGUUCUGUGCCCCUGAAAGCCGGUCAGGAGUCAAGUCCCUGCGCCAGUGGUUGGCACCCACCUCCAGGAAGAGUUCUCGCCGCCUCUAUGCCCAAGCCACAAAGCUGAAGAAGUACCACAGCCAUCUGUUCACAGCUAUCAUUCAACUUCAGGGGAACAACAAUACCUGGUACCAGGAGCUCAAAGAUAUUAUCAAAACCCAGCAAUCCCGACCCAUCUGGACAGCUGAAGACCAGGUGGACAACGCAGCUGAGGAGAGCCUGGACCUGCCCCACCAGGACUUUGGGGGGAGCAGUGCCUAUCUCAGCUGUGAUAGUCGUGUCAACAGUGACUACGAGACAGAUGGAGAGGGUGGUGUUUACACAGACAAUGACAUGGAUGAGGAGCCUGCAGAGCCAGCAUUGGCUCGUUCAUCAGAACCAGUAGAAGCAGAUGAGGUAGACAAUCUGAGGGAAGAGGUACUGUCAGCCUCAACAUACCCAAGAGCCCAGGCCAGGGAUCCUCCUACUCAGGGACAGUGGAGACAAGAUAGCAUGAGAACCUAUGAGCAAGAAGCCUUGAGAAAAAAAUUCACCCGAGCCCGGAACUAUGAAUCAGAUGAGGAUGAUGGCUAUGACUGGGGCCCUGCCACUGACCUUUGACCAUGGAGGCUGUACCAAUCCAAAGCCAAGAUCACCUCAGGGAAUCUGAAAGCUCCUCCUACCUGCCUUACUCCAGCAGCCUCAAGAAAGGGGACUUACUCUGGCUUCUACCUCCUCAUUUGGGAAGGCCAUUUCCAGACCUGCCUAUUCCUACUAAAGGAAGUUGGAUUUUUAUUAUGCCACCCCCACUUUGAUACUGCAAGACAGCUCAUCCUAUUCCUUCCCCUGUACCCCCAUCUCUGGGCUUGGUUGUCAACAUCACAAAACAUCCCUAUGAGCCCCUCCAGUAUAGCCCUGCCCUGAGUUGUCCCAGUAGAACGAUGUGUUCCUGCUCUCUCAGGACCCAGAACCCAGGACCUGGAUUGGACCACAGAGAAAACUCUUAGUUUUAUGGGUAGGGAAACUUAAGGGUCAUUCAAAUUGUGUCAGGGUCUGGACUUACCAUUCUGGGUUGUUAGCUUAGAACAGGGGUUUUUAAAGAAACCUGGGUGCCUGUGAACUUUUUUUAAAAAUACUUGGAUAACUGUACUUCAAUAGAAUUGGUUUGCUUUGUAA
Messenger RNA from Trichosurus vulpecula (common brushtail), 3400 nucleotides. It is a transcript of the gene TJP3, whose product is annotated as tight junction protein 3. Lineage: Eukaryota; Metazoa; Chordata; Mammalia; Diprotodontia; Phalangeridae. Gene Ontology annotation, molecular function: cell adhesion molecule binding. Bases 122 to 2845 code for a protein of 907 amino acids. Gene Ontology annotation, biological process: cell-cell adhesion; positive regulation of blood-brain barrier permeability; establishment of endothelial intestinal barrier. The record is from RefSeq and is a predicted model, not a curated record. The transcript has 21 exons. Gene Ontology annotation, cellular component: plasma membrane; bicellular tight junction.